AUGUCUCGACGGGAGGAGGGCGGAGCCUCGGGAGCAGAGAAGCCCCAGGACUGGAGAGGCUUGAGUUGCAAAGGGCAAGAAGCUGAAUCUCCUUCAAUGCAGAGCCUUGUGACCUUUGAAGAUGUGGCUGUGUAUUUCACAAAGGAGGAAUGGGCUUUGCUGGAUCCUAACCAACGAGCUUUGUACAAGGAGGUCAUGAUAGAGAAUUACGGGAAUCUCACUUUGCUGGGAUUUCCAGCUCCGAAACCUGGGCUUGUCUUACGUCUGGAACAAGGAGAGGACCCUUGUGUGCCGGAGGCUCACACGUUUGAUGGAAGGAAAAUCUUUGACACCAGCUCAGAUAACCCUCGGAAAAAGCACUUAUGCACCGUGUGUGGCAAACGUUUUACUCAGAAACCAAACCUAACCAGACACAUGAGAAUCCACACGGGAGAAAAGCCGUACAAAUGCCUGGAAUGUGGCAAAUGCUUUGGUUGCCAUUCGCACCUCAUGAGCCACCAGAUCGUCCACACUGGUGAAAAACCCUACAAAUGCUUGGUGUGUGAUAAAUACUUUGGGCGCAAAGCCCACCUUGCCAGGCACCAAGGGAUCUAUGCAGGGGAGACGCCCUAUAAAUGCUUGGAGUGUGGGAAACAUUUCGCUUGCCAGUCGCAGCUUGUGAUCCACCGGAGAUAUCACACGGGGGAGAAACCGUAUAAAUGCUUAGAGUGUGAGAAAGGUUUUGCUGACCCAUCUGCCUUGGUGAGCCACAAGAGAAUCCAUGCGGUGGAGAGGUCUCAUAAGUGCCUGGAGUGUGGCAAGAGUUUUGUCCAACAGUCCCACCUUUUGAAACACCAGCGAGUCCACACUGGGGAGAAACCGUACCAGUGUCCAGAGUGCGGAAAAUGUUUUGCCGAUCGCUCUGUCUUUGCCAAACACCAGAGGGUCCACACCGGAGAGCGGCCCUAUAAAUGUGCAGAUUGCGGAAAGACAUUUGCCCGCCAAGAACACCUUGGGAGCCACCGCAGAGUUCAUACUGGGGAGAAACCCUACAAAUGCUUGGUGUGUGGGAAAACUUUUGCCCGUCAGUCCCACGUCGUGAGCCACCAGAGAGUCCACACUGGGGAGAAACCGUGCAAGUGCCUGGAGUGUGGCAAAUGUUUUUCUGAACGCUCGACAUUUGUACGGCACCAGAGGACACACACGGGAGAGAAGCCCUAUCGGUGCUUAGAUUGUGGGAAAUGUUUUGGCUCCCCGUCCCACCUCACAAGGCACCACAGGCGGCACACGGGUGAGAAGCCCCACCGGUGCUUGGAGUGUGGAAAAGCCUUUGCCGAUCGCUCGGCUUUUGUGAAGCACCAGCGGGUCCACACAGGCGAGAAGCCCUACAAGUGCAUCGAGUGCGGGAGAUGCUUCGCUAACCGGACACAUCUUGUUACCCACCAGCGGGUCCACACAGGAGAGAAACCCUAUGCCUGUCUAGAAUGUGGGAAAAAAUUCAGCGCAAAUAGAAGCCUCAUUCACCAUCAGAGGCAACACAUAGGCUAUCCUCUGACACAAUGUGUGGAGAACAUUUUGUUGACCAAACAAACUUUGUGUGACACUGGAGAAGCUGUUCAGGAGAAGAAACUGUAUGAAUGGCUCUCAACUGGCAAAUGGCUCGCCCUUCCUCAGAAGGAAGGAGUCCACACAGAAGGGAAGACCUUGGGCACAUCCUGAAAACAAUGGUGCAUUGGUUGAAGAACUCAAAGUGGGCCAUUCUAAGUUCAUCGGUCUUAGUGACAAUUUUUUGAAAAUUGUUGCUGUUUCAGAUAUCAUUACUCAGAUACUGACUUUGAUAUUCAAAGCAUGAUUGAUUUAGAUGUUAUAAACUAGUGACUUUAGCAUUGCUUGUCAGCUGUGAAAAACUACUACAGUUGGUUGUCCACAUUCGUGGUUUUGACUUUUGCAAAUUUGAUUAUUCAUAAAUUUGAUUUAAAAAUAUCAUUGCUAGGAAUCCCUAGGUCUUCCAGUGCAAUUCUAUGAUCAGCUUCCAGAAAGAUUUUCUCUCAGAUAAAAGGAAAAAAUACGUUAUUCAUGGUUUUUCACUUUCACAGGGCUCGUCCUUUAGCCUCAGUGAAUAUGGAGGACUGACUAGUAGAUGCUAUUGCAUGACUACAGUAUUCCCAAACAAUACAUUUCACUUCUUUUCAUCUGCCGAACAAUAAAGAGUGUUGCAUGUCAGUGAUAAAAGUACUAGUAUUUUGUAUGCAAGGUUAUUUACAUAUACUUAAAAUCUCCAUACCUCUGCAUGGUAGCGGUCAGAUUUAUCAUAAUACCUUUGCAUGCUAACUCGGAAACAUAGUCAAAUGCUGUUAUUGUUGCAUGUCAGCUAUUAAUUAGUAGUGCUUCUGCAUGCAAAUGAAAUCUUUUCAGGUACCCUUUGGGAGAUAUCAUAUGGGGUCUACAAAUUUACUAGCACUACAGAUUUCACAUUUUGCCUAUUGGACUCUGCUCCAACUUUGAAGGGCAUUUUUCAGAAUGUACAAAAAUAGAUUUCCCAGGAUCUGCAUAGGGCUUGGAGUUCUGUUCAGCAGAUUUGAGAGAGGUCACACACAGGUUAAAGAUUUCGACUUUUUCUAGUUAUAAGAAGGUGUUUUGUACCAUGAGGUCAUGGGCCCAUUCUAGUGGAGUAUCAUCUGCUCUGUCUAUUGUAAACUCCAGGGCUUUUUGAGAGGGUUCUUUCCGGAACUGAAUUCACAACCUUCUUUAUGCAAAGCAUGUGGUCUUCCACUUAUUUGGAACCCCUGUGAGUAGUUUGCCUUAGACAAAGGCUUUCCAGACCACCUCCUGCCUUCUUCGUUGCUUGUGGAUAUAGCGAAUGUGGGUCUUUCGUGUGCUACGCAGCCUACUAUGCCCCAUCUAAACUGGGCUACUGUUCCUCAGGUGUAGCGGAGGAGACCAUCCUGUCACCAGGAUUAAAUCUGCCAACUGGGUUGGUGUUUGGACAUGGUGAGCAAACUAUCUGGGACUUUUCCUCAGGCACCCAAUAUCCUUUUCCAGUCUUAUCUUGGAAAUGCACAAAGAACCCUCUUUGGUGUAAGGGAUGGCAUCAAGAAAGACAUUACAACGACAAAGAAGUGUGUACCUCAUUCCCAAGUUCAGGUUCAGAAGCGACUUGAGAACAUACUGCAAGUCGGUUCUGGUGUGAGAGAAUUGGCUGCCUACAGGGCUGUUGCCCAGGGGAUGCCAUCCUGCUGCGAGGCCUCUGUCAUGUCCCCACAAGCUGACAAGACAGACGCUCACCCCGUCUCGUGAAUUUGAACCAGCAACAUUCAGGUCAGCAGUCCAGCCGGCACAAGGGGUUUAACCCGUUGUGCUACUGCGGCUCUUUUGCCAAGUUCAGUGAGAUUGUUUCUAGAGCAGAGCUUUCCAAUCAAUUCAUAUUUUUGACUCGUACAUCAUUUUGCAAUACAGUAAUUCAGUCUUACUGACAAGCCGGAGAUUAAACCAACUCCUUAUAAGAGAGACGGACACAUUCAUCAAUUGUAAUAACAUCUAUGUCAUAAAAACGUAUUUAUAAAAAUAUGAUUUACUUCUUAUUUCACAUAGACUUAGAGGUUUCUUGUUAGAUUCAUGCAACACAUCUGCAUAUGGCAGCCAAUGCACAAAUAAAUGUGUCAAGACCCAGAGUCUGGAAAGCUCUGUUGUAGCUCUGGAAACCUUCUGGUUGGACAGCUCAGUUUUAGAGCCAGUGUGGGGUUGGACUGGAUGGCUGUUGAGGUCUCUUCCAAUUCUGUGAUUCUAAGAUAGGGGAGUCUUGGGUUGAAAUCCCCUUCGGCUGUGAAAGGAGCCAACCUUGGGCCAGUCACAUAUUUUUUGCUGGCCCACUUCUAAGCCAUGUGUAUUUUCAGAGCUCUGGAAGAAGAGUAAGAUUCAAAUACUGUAGAACAAAAAUGCACAAAAUAUGUGUACAGUAGAGUCUCACUUAUCCAAGCUAAACGGGCCAGCAGAAGCUUGGAUAAGCGAAUAUCUUGGAUAAUAAGGAGGGAUGAAGGAAAAGCCUAUUAAACAUCAAAUUAGGUUAUGAUUUUACAAAUUAAGCACCAAAACUUCAUGUUAUACAACAAAUUUGACAGAAAAAGUAGUUCAAUACGCAGUAAUGUUAUGUUGUAAUUACUGUAUUUACGAAUUUAGCUCCAAAAUAUCAUGAUAUAUUGAAAACAUUGACUACAAAAAUAGCUUGGAUUAUCCAGAGACUUGAAUAAGUGAGGCUUGGAUAAGUGAGACUCUACUGUACUUGUGUGUGGUUGAGGAGGACCUGAAGUGGCUUGUGAGAGAGCCUGGUGGUAGAAAGUGCCAAGAAAAAUUAGAAAGAAAAGGGAUUACAUCAACUCAGCCCAGCCUGGAUGUUAGACAAUAAUUCCUACCAUCCCCAGCCAGCAUGCUGCCUGAGGAUAGACUGAGUUGCAGUUCAAUCUCACCUGGAGCAUCCUAGGUUGUGGAAGACUUGAAUGCCAUGUUCUUGGGAUAACGGAGCCUCACAUUUCCACAAUUGAGAGCUGACUCCCAUGGGUGCCUUUUCGUCAAUGACGGACUGGAUCCGCACAAUCCAGUCAUGUAGUAGAUGGUAUCUCAGUCUUUAGAGAUGAAUGUUUAGAGCAUGGAAAUCAACUGACUUCUGUUUCAAGGAGUGGUUAUGUAUAAUUUACUUUAUACCUUGCUCACCUUGUCUUCACUGUGGUUAAUAAAUGCAUUCUUUUUAUUGUAA
Messenger RNA from Anolis carolinensis (green anole), 4729 nucleotides. RefSeq names its product zinc finger protein OZF. Gene Ontology annotation, biological process: regulation of DNA-templated transcription. The record is from RefSeq and is a predicted model, not a curated record. Bases 1 to 1698 code for a protein of 565 amino acids. The transcript is spliced from 5 exons. NCBI's taxonomy places the organism in Eukaryota, Metazoa, Chordata, Lepidosauria, Squamata, Anolidae.